UUCAGUUUUCAUCACGGCGUCGGUGUACAAGCAUGUCACAUUUAAUUCUCGCUGUCAUUGUCGGUUGUGAUAAUUGAACUGCGCAACGUAUUGCGUGUGUUGCUUGUUAGCUUGGCGGCUAACGGUGAGCUAAAGUAGCCACAGAGAACAAUGUCGACCCUGAGAAGAAGAAGAUGAAGAAGACUCCUCAUGUCCAUCUGCGGAGAAAUGCAAAUGUUUGCGGCGUUGCAGAGCAAAUAAUAGUUUCGUGUCUGUGUAUAUACCUGAUACCUGACUGAGUCCGCUGUUUAAAUCAGUAAGGGUGGUUUCGUUUGCAAACGAGUGUGCAGAGAGGAAGUGGAAUGACACUACACAUGUCCUUAAUAAGGCUUUGACAGUUGUGUUACCUUUGGAUGUCAGUAUGGACCCAAUGGAAAAUAGCAGUGUCAAUGAUGAUAGUAAUUCAGAAGAACAGCAGAAUCAGUCAGAAGAGGCAGAGUUGGGUGCUAGGCCGUCGUUGUCUCAGGUUAAAAAGUCCUGGGGCUUCAGGCGGACGACCAUUGCGCGAAGGGAGUUCCUGGAUGAAGUCGGCGACCUAACCCACAGUCCUCUGCCCGUGCGCAGAGGCAGAAAUCGCAGAAGCAACCAGACACCACAGGCCACUCUAGAAACUCGUGCCACCCAGAGAGCUACACGUGCAACUAGGAGUGUUAUAGAGGACCUCGAGUGGUCUGCCCCAUCCUCACCUGCAUCAGAGGAGAGCAAGCCAGCCUCUGAAGCUUUUCCAGGAGGGAGUCGCGACACCAGCUUAUGGCAAGAUUUUGGGUCUGCCUUCGACACCGCCUUCUCACUGCUCGGUGGGGGUGAGGACCUGCCUAUGGAAACGUCUAAUACACUGACGGUCCCAGACAUCUUGGAAUCCACAGAUGCCAUUGAGGCUCCUCCUCCAGAGGCUAUAGAUGAUCCCGAGGUGCCCGACAAUGUGGAAUCUGGUGAUGACAUGGAGAUCUCACAACCCGUUGAACCAGACAACAUGGCAGGAGGGGAAAUUGAUGAUGUGGUGUUGAUCUCUAGUCAAGAAGAGGACAGUGAUGAAAUGACUCUGAUACAGAUUAAGGAGCAGCUGGCAUCUAAGGGCAGGCAGGGAGAUACAAGAGCUAGAGGGGGGAAAGGUGGAAGAGGGAAGGCCAGGGGAAGGGGGAGAGGCAGAGGAAGGGGUAGGGGAAAAGGUAGAGGAAGGGGCAGAGGUAGGGGCAGGGCAGCGGAGCUUCAGUCAAUCAUUGCAGACAAUGAGGACAGUGAUGAUAACAUGCUGCUUGUUCAUCCAGCUGAACAGGGACUGCAACAGUUACAAGAGGAGGAAAAGGUGAACGAUCCACUCAAUCCUGCUGAAUUAGAGAUAUCGCCUGCUCACUCUGAUAUCACUCUGAGUCCUGCUCAGCGAUCAAGCUCAGAUUGCAUAAUCAUAGACUCUGAUUUAGACCAGAAUACUGAUGUAACUCCUGGACAGUAUGAUGAUGCACCAGAGGCGGAGGCGGCGGAGGAGGAGGAGAAGAAAGACGAUAUGAAUGUAGGAGAGUAUUCAGACAUAUUGCGCUCUCAGGGUUAUGACUCCGAUACUCUGUACUGCAUCUGUCGACAGAAACACAAUAAAAGGUUCAUGAUCUGUUGUGACAGUUGCCAGGAGUGGUUCCACGGCAGCUGUGUGGGUAUCAGCAAGACACAGGGCCGUAAGAUGGAGAAGAGAGGGCAAGAGUACAUCUGCCCCCCUUGCACUACAAAGAAGCAGAGCCAGCUCCAACCCGAACCUCACCCUCAACCGGAGCCCGAGCUUAGCUUUCCCGAAUGUUUGACACUAAGUCCUUCUGGUGAAGAAGGAGGGGGCAAUGAGGAGCAGCAAGCCCCCAAGGAGACUGUAGUGGUGGUGGAAGAGAAGGAGGAGGAAGCUCCUGUGACGAGGCCAGAGCCUGAACCUGAAGCUGAGAUGGAGAGGGACAGCUGUCUUCCUCUGUGCAUUGGGCCCGGGUGCUCCAAACAAGCCCUACCGGACUCAGUUUACUGCGGCACUGACUGCAUCCUUCAGCAUGCUGCUGUCACCAUGAAGACUAUGUCUGGCCCUAAGGUGCCACGGUCUAAAGGACGGGUACAGAGAAAAGCUGCUGCUGCCAGACCCGCUGCAAAAGCUCAGAGGUCGAGUAGGAUGUCUAAGAGAUUAGCAGGAAAAGCUGAGGAGGAAGGUGAAGAGGAGGAGACAAAGGAAGCUGAUGGAGGGCAGAAGGAGGCUGCGUCUCCCUUAGCCUGCGACCCCGUUCAGGCCACUUCCAUACCACCAUCUAAGUUUUACACAGCGUCUAACACUAAAAAGGUAGAGGCUGACAUUGAGGAUGUAAGCCCUUCAAAACAAAUUCAAGAGGACACCUCUACAGAUGCUGCUCCCUCUUCCCAGCCUAUUUCUGAGCCAGCCCCGCCACAAAGUGACUCUCAAGAGAAAACAAAAGCGCCAGUGAACAGUGGUGUAUCUAAGCAGCAAUCUGCAGAAUCAAAUCCCUGUAUACCACCAAACCCAACAAAAUCUGGUCUGACUCCAGCCCUACAAUCCCCAUCCACCUCAGCUCCCAGACAUCAUGAAACAGGAGCCCUUAUGGUCACUAAGACCUCAUACGUCAUACCAAAGAAACAGUCUGCACCCCAGCCUCUGUCCAGACAAGUGCCAGCCUCAACAUCAUGCCAGAAGCCUUCUUCAGCCCCGACGCUGCUAAAUGAAACCAGAAAUCUGCCUGUGCCUCCCGCACCCAGUGCUCCCUCCUCCAGACCCUCUCAGCCCAAUAACCAGGUCAGACAGAGCAUCCAGCGCUCCCUCGUCAGCAUCCUGUUCAAAAGGGUGUGUGAUUGUGAGGAUUUGGAGAUGACUGAGAGUGAAGUUGUGAAGCUUGUCCAGAGCAUUGAGAUGGAGAUGUUUGACAUAUUUCGCAACACAGACAGCAAAUACAUGAACAAGUACAGAACUAUAAUGUUCAACCUGAAAGACCCGAAAAACAAGGGCUUGUUGUAUCGGGUUGUACGUGGAGAGAUCAGUCCCUUCAGACUGGCCAGGAUGAGCCAGAAGGACAUGCAGGCUAUUAAGGCAUCAGAGCUGAGUGCAAAAGAAAUAACCGAGGUUAAGGAUGCAGCUACUAAAACAACAAGUUUGCUGCUGAAGCCUGAAGCAGUGAAGGUUGAUUUGCCCAGUUUGAAUCCCACUAGACCUGAUAGAAGCAUGGAACAGAAGAAAAGUAUUCCUGCUCCUGCUCCUGCUCCUACUCCUGCUCCCAAGACCAGAACAAUCCAGCCAAGCCAAAGCAGUGCUGUACCUGAUAUUUUUGCCUGUAUGCUCAAGGAUACAACAUCAGAGCACAAAACUCACCUGUUUGACCUGAAAUGCAAGAUAUGCACAGGUCAAAUGCUUGCUGGGGAUGAGGAGGAACUCACAAAGAAAAAUCCUAAGAUAUCUGAAACAAAAGAUAAAUAUGAACCCUCUUGGAGAAAGUCUGCAGGAGAUGACUCCCCUCUGCGGGCACCACCUGAUUCACCUGACAUGGAAUCUCCAACCUCAUCUUUAUUGGAUCCUUCAUCUCGGCUUAUCAUUGACUCCCCAGUAUUGACUAUAGUAGAAUCCCCUGCUUCCCCAGUAAUGGAGUCUCCGGCCUCCCCUACUUUAGAGUCUCCAACUUCCCCUGUCAUGGAGUCCCCUGCGUCCCCUACUCAAGACACUCCUAAAACUGCUACAACAAAGAGAGAAUAUACACCAGUUGUGAUUCCAGCUGUCUCCACAGUAACCAUCACAAGGCGUGACCCCCGCACUGCGGCAAGCAGGUUCUCAUCAGCAGGCGCUUCAUCUGCUGACACCUCUGGUCCCAGAAAUACAGCCAAUAACCAGUCAGUCCCCUAUGCGCCUCUCCAAGAGACUAGAUCAGCGUCGUCCUCAGCACCAGCCUCCUCACUACCACCAACAAAAACAUUACCUAAAUCUAUCUUAAUGAAGCCAACUUCCUCUGCAGAUCCUAGACUUUAUGGCACAACCUCAAGGACCACAAUAUCUGAAUCUCCAGCUGAUGACACGGCUCAGUUCUUGGCUAAGGAAGACAUAGUGUGGAAAGGCUUCCUAAACAUGCUCACUGUAGCCAAGUUUGUCACCAAAGGAUAUCUGGUUUCAGGAUGUGCUGAAAGUCUUAAAGCGGAUUUACCUGAUACCAUACAAAUUGGGGGACGAAUCUUGCCUCAAACAGUGUGGGACUAUGUUGCAAAACUAAGAACCUCUAUUACAAAGGAGUUAUGCGUGAUCCGGUUUCACCCUGCAACAGAGGAGGAAGAGGUGGCCUAUGUCUCCCUGUUUUCCUAUUUCAGCAGCAGAGGUCGUUUUGGUGUGGUCGCCAAUAGCAGCCGUUCUAUCAAGGAUUUUUACCUCGUCCCGCUGAGUGCUAAAGAAUCAAUCCCAUCCAUACUACAACCUCUUGAAGGACCAGGGCUUGAAAAAAGACGACCGAAUCUUCUUCUGGGACUGGCAAUCAUUCAGAAGACAAAACGCCCAGGUAGCUUGCCUCAGGAAAUUGAAGAAAAGAGACCUAAAGUUCAUAUGUCCAAAGACCCUAUGUGGAUCCCAAAACCUCCGGUCCUCUAUGGUUCUGACAAAUUGGAGAUAUUCCAACCAUAUGAUCCAGAGACUCCUUCUAACACCACCCCUCCUGGCUCAUCAUCUUGUCCUGGGUCACCAUCAGAGUCUUCUUCUUCUGGCUCAAUUACCGUACCAUCUCUUCUGACUUCCAUUAGAGCAAACCCUCCUGUUUCUACCUCAGUCACUGUUGCUGCCCCUCAGUCCACCUCUGACAGCAUCAUUGACAAGAAUCCCACAACAGCGUCCGAUAAGAAGACACCACUGCACACUAUCUUGAAGAGUUUGUUUGGCAAUAAGGAAACAGACUCUGUGAUCUCCUCUGAUGGACGUUCUACAACAACAUCUAGUAUUAAGAAGCCUCCAGUGUUUUCUCAGGUGUCAGGAUCGAUGCUGGACCCAAUUGUCCAACAGUAUGGACAGAAAUCCAAACUCAAAGAAAUAGAAGAAGAGGAAAAUGACUUUGACCGACCAUAUGAUCCAGAAGAGGAGUAUGAUCCAGCAAUGGGAUAUGGAAGGGUUGCAUCACGGAGCAUAGAAAAAAUUAAGGCAAAUGGCCCUGCAGUAUCAGGCUCUGUAGAAGAUGAUGUGGCCUAUGAUCCAGAGGAUGAGACUAUCUUUGCAGAUAUUCAAAGUGAUACUAUAACAAAGCCUCCUGUUCUAACUCAAAUGUCAGAUUCUCUAGAAUGCUCAACCCCAGUUUCCACACAGGCUGUAACACCAGCUCCCACCUCCACUUCAGUGCAAAUAACUUCCACAGCUGGAGUAACGCAGAACCUUCCCACAGGCACUGUGGUUGUCUCGGCUGCAACACUAACUGAACAACAGCGAAUGCUUGAAGAGCUCAAUAAGCAGAUCGAAGAGCAAAAACGGCAGUUGAAGGAGCAGGAAGAGGCACUACGUCAACAGAGAGAGGCUGUGGGUAUGUUCAUGGCUCACUUUUCUGUUUCAGAUUCUCUGAUGUCUCCCCCAUCAAAAUCUUUGCCUGUUAGUCAACUGUCCUCUCUGCAGAGUAGUGUAAUGCAAACAGAAUCAAGGCUUUCAGAAUCAUCAGACAAGACCAGCAACCUUACAGACACUGUGGAGAGUUCAAAUGUGGAUUCACAAACUGUUAAGCUAGAAGACACAACUGCAAUGCCGAAUUUAAAAAAUGACACAGAUACUGUUACAGAGCAAGAUGAAACACAGGAAGAUGUUAAGGAAAGUGACAAGUCUGCUGGAGAGAUUGAAGAUUCUGAUGUAGCUUAUGAUCCUGAGGAUGAAUCACUUUUUAAUGAAAUUCAAGAUGAUGUAUUUCAAGGAACCAGCAUAAAUACUUGUGAUUCAUCUUUGUCAAGAACAGGGCAUAGUGGCUCCCACAAGGGCACUCUAAAUUCCUACCACAGCAGAAAGCGAAGGCUGUCACCAAAGAGGCGGAGUCAUCGUGAAAGGGACCGCCAUAGAAGUCCUUCAAAAAAGUCACACCGGCAUUCUCCUUCACAUUCCCAUAGACAUAGAGAAAGGGAUAGACAUAGAAGAAAUGAAAGGGACAAGUCCAGACAUAGAGCUAAAGACCAGUCUGAACGGCAGGGUCGCCAUCGUAAAGAGCAUACCUCACGCCGACAUUCUCGUGGGCGUAGAAGAUCCCCAUCAUCUCCGAGAAAAAAACAUUCUGUAUCCCUUUCACCAAAACAGCAAAGAGCACCUUCCCCUCAGGUUCUUGAGAAACCUCCUAUGUCGGUUACUAUUAAAAAUGACCCUGAUGGAAAAUGUAAUGUGGAUGUGAGGCCUGAUAAUGACUUUCCUCCCUGUUCAGAUGAACUACUCCACAAUGUAAAGCUUGAGAUUUCAGAACCAACAACAUCCCAGGAGCUCUCAAAGAAUUCUGUCAGUGACCAUGACAACACAUGUAGAGGUUCCUCUGCACAGAUGGAUAAACUCUCUCAACAGGAAACUCUGCUUAAUGACAAAAUUGAUAGUACAAUUCCCCUAAGAGAAAUUGACCCACCCAUUCGAGAUUCUCCUCAGAGCCCUGAUCCAGAGCCACAGUUUGUGAGUUCUAGCAGAAUUGGGAAGAGUGAGGAAAUCAAAAAUCUUGAGAGUUGUGUUUCAAUGCCAUUUGUGAAAGUUGAAGAUAAUUGCCUGCCUAUUGGUGGUCAAGCAACAAUGUUCAAUACACUGUGGCCUACUUUUGGAGGUACAAUAUCAGAUGUUAAAAAUUUGGAUUUUAUAGCACUAGAUCUACAGGGUCCAGGUGCCGGAGAUCAUGGUAUAAUAAAGGCAGACAAACCAAUAGAAGAAAAAAGUCCAGACUUAACACAUCCAGAAAAAGUGGGUCAAGGGGGAGGACAUUCAGCUACAGCCACAGAUAUUCCUGGCUUAAGACAUAAAAUAGACCCUGUGACAAACUGUCCAGGUUCUGGUCUGAGUGGUCCAGGUAAUAGGAAUCCAGGAGCAGAUAUGAAAGAACCUGGACAUGGGGGACCUCAGAUAUAUCUAAGAGACACAGGAAUUAGAUUCCCAGGGCCUCAUAUGAGAGGUCCAGGCAUGCAAGGAAUAAACCCCAGCACUUGGGUUCCUGGAGCAAACCCACAAGACUUAGCUUUAUGCAUUCAAGGAAAAUAUGUAAAGGACUUAGGGACAGAGAUGCAGGAUUCAGGACCAAAUAUAAAAGAAGCAGACAUUCAGCAUCACAAUACAGAAAGAAUUGGUUCAGGGCCAGUUAUGAGAGGUUCUGGGAUGAGGACUCCAGUGCAAGAUAUGGAAAGUUCUAGCAUGCAAGGUGUGAACCCAGAAGUAAAAGGUCCAGGCCCUAAUAUGGGAAACAAUGAAACAGAAAUGAGAGGGAUGGAUCCAGUCAUGAAGAGACCUGGACUUGACAUGAGGUAUCAUCUAAGUCCAGAUGGUGUGAUGGAAGUAGGGAGAGAUCAAUCUUUUGGCAGCCCACAGAUAGAAGGUAGGGCUCCAGAUUUUAUAGGAAGAGGUAGAGGCCAAAAUGAUAGAGGUGAAAGUCCACAUACUGGAGGUAUGAGAUCUGCUAUGAGGGGUCGAGGUUUAAGGGAUCCAGGUCCAUCUUUUAGGGGCUCAGGGAGAGUUCAAGGACAAUCAAGGCAUGAUGGCAGUCCAGUCUUAGAGAAUUGGGGACCUUGGAAAAGGGGUUUUCAGCUACAUGGGAAAGAUACAGACUUGAGCAGGGUGGGUGGUGGUCGAGAAAGAAGUUUAGAUUUGGAUCCAACUACAGGUUCAGAGGGUGCAGUUCUAAGAGCAGAUGGUCUACCCCCAGCAAUGUCAGAUGAAAGGCAGGACCCACAACGAGGCCAAGAUGUGCCCAUGAGAGAACCAGGAACAAACAUAAAUUAUCAAAGUGAUGGGCCUAACAUGUCCUGCAUUGGUCAAGACAGUGCUGGGCCUAGAAAACAUCUCAAUGAACCAUGGUCAGAAAGGAAUGUGUGUGGCCCUGACAUUAGAGAUUUAGAAACUGUGCAUGACCUAAGAAGGCCAAAUAUAAGAAGUUAUAUGGGGCCUGGUCAAGAUAUGAGAGGUGUGGAUGGGUCAAAUUCAAUGAGUGACAGAAGUCAGUUACAUGCACAGCGUUCAAGGAAAGAUACAGGUUCAGAUUGGAGUAACCCAGGGUCAAACAUAAAAGAUGAUUGGAGAGGGCCAGAGAGAAGAGGAUCAGGUCCAUUCGGGGGAGGGCCAUGUAUGUCAGAUGAAUGGAGAGUCAGUCAGCAUGAUAGGAGAGGUCCAAACAUGGAGGACAUGAGGCAUGAGAGGAGAGGACCAGGUGGUCCAGAUGUCAUGGCACCAGGACAUUUAAAGAGAGGACCUGAUAUGGAGAUCCAAGUGCAUGACAGGAGGGGACCAGGAGGUCCAGAUUUCAUUGGACCAAGGCCUGAAAGGGGAGCUUCUGAUAUGGAAGUCCCAAUACAUGACAGGAGGGGACCAGGCGGCUCAGAUUUCAGGAGACUAGAGCCAGAAAUGAGAGGUUCACCUAAUGAAAAUCUAGUACCUGGCAUGAGAGGACCAGGGGGUCCAGACUUUGUGGGACCAAGCAAUCAAAGGAGGGGUGUACCGACGGAGGGUCCUGGCCCUAACAGGAGAGGACCAGAAGGUCCCGAUUUUAGGGGACCAUGGUCUGACAGAAGAGGACCAAAAGAUCAAGAUAUUUGGGGACCAGGGCCUAAAAGGAGACGUCCAGCUAUGGAGGGUACUGGGACAGACAGACAAGGACCUGGAGGUCCAGACUUUAAUGAACCAGGUCCUGAAAGGAGAGGUUUUUCUAUGGAGGACCCUGGGCCUACCAGAAGAGGGCCUGAAAGGAGAGGUCCUAUCAUGGAGGGUACUGGGACUCACAUGAGACAACCAGAAGGUCCAGGUUUCAGAGGAAUAGGGCCUGAAAGCAGAGGCUUACCUAUGAAUCAUCCUGGGCCUGAUGGGAGAGGACCUGGAGAUUCUAGAGGACCAGGGCCUGAGAGGAGAAGUUUAUCUAUGGAGCGUCCUGGGCCUGGCAUUAGAAGACCUGGAGGUCCAGAUUUAAGAGGACCAGGACCUGAGAGGAGAAGUUUAUCUAUGGAGCGUCCUGGGACUGAUAGUAGAGGACCUGGAGAUAUAGAUUUCAGAGAAUCAGGACCUGAAAGGAGAGGUCCAUCAAUGGAGGCUCCAGGACCUGACAGAAGGGGACCAGGAGGUCCAGAUUUCAGUGGACCAUGGCCUGAUAGGAGAGGUCCUGCUAUGGGUGGUCCAGGACCUGACAGGAGAGAAUCAGGAGUUCCAGAUUUUAGUAGGCCAGGACAUGAAAGGAGAGCUCCCACUGUGGACAAUCAAAAACCUGAUGGAAGAGGACCAGGAGGUCGUCCAGAUUUCAGUGGACCAGGUCCAGAUUUCAGUGAACAGGGGCCUGGUAGGAGAGGUCCUCCUAUGGGUGGUCCAGGGCCUGAUAGGAGAGGAUCAGGAGUUCCAGAUUUUAGUGUGCCAAUUCAUGAAAGAAGCGGUCACACUUUGGACAAUCAAGAGCCUGACAGCAGAGGACCAGGGGGUCCAGAUUUCCAGGGACAAGGGUCUGAAAGGAGAUGUCUGAUCAUAGAUAGACCUGGGCCUGACAAGAGAGGACUAUAUAUGAGGGGUCCUCGGCCUGACUUCCUAGGAGUGGGACCAGAACAAACAGGUCCAGGUAUGGAAGAUCCAGGGACUCAUUGUAGAGGACAGGGGGGGCCACACUUCAGGGGUCCUGGGACCGAAAGUGGACAUCCGAAUAUGGAUGGUCCAGGGCCAAACAGGAGUGGGCCAGGAGGUCCAAACAUGAGGAGACCAGGGCUUCAGCAUUCAGAUCCAAACAUAGAAGGCCCAGUUCCUUACAGAACAGGCCCAGAAGGUCAAAAUUUCAGAGGACCUGGGCCAGGAAGAAGACCUCCAGAUAUGGAGGGAACAGGCAACAGCAGGGGCUUUCCAGGCGGCCCACAGUUCAGGUGUCCUGAGCCAGAAAUAAUACCUCCAGAUAUGGGGGGGGUAGAGACUGAUAGGAGAGGUCCACACUUUGGAGGAGUGAGGCCUGAAAGAGCUGUUAUGGAGGGUCCAGGGCCAGAUAGGAAAGGUCCAAGAGGUCCAGUUUUUAGAGGUCCAUACAUCAGACCGAAAGGUCCAGAUACAGAAGGCCAUACGAGGCAUGACUGGGGAGGGGAUGACUUUGGAGGGUCAGAACCUAUCCAAGAUUGCCCAGAUACAGAGGGCAUAGGACCUGCUAGAACAUGCCGAAACUUGAGGGGACCAGAGCCUAUAAGGAGAAACAUUAGAGAACCAGGGCCAGAUAUGAGUAGUCUAAAUUACAGAGACGGAUGGAAAGGGCCAGACUUUAGGGCCUCUGCACCUGACAGGAGAGUCACAGACACAGAAGAACAAUGGGAAGAUGGAAGAGGGUCCAAAAUGGCCUUAGGAAUUGAAAGGAAAUAUUCUGGUGAUGAUUGGAAAAGACAUGGCAACAGGGGUCCAGCACCCAUUGAAGAGGGUCUAGAUGACCACAGUAGGCAAGGUCCUCCAAUGGAAUUGAGAAAUAGGGGGCCAAAGCCCAUGCAGGAAAGACCAAAUAUGCCAUUUCCAGGGCAUUUGAGAUGUCCAGAGGAUGAUUGGGGUGGUUCUGGUUGUGGAAGACCAGGGCCUGUCCAGGACAAUCCAGAUAUGGUGUACCCAGGGCCUGAUAGGGGAGGACCUGAAAAUGAAUGGAGAGAACCUGACAGAGGGUGUGCUGGGCCAAAGAGAUGGGGGCCUGGUCCAUUUUUUAGAGGGGAAAGAGAUCCAGACACUAUAGGACAAGGCCCUGAUAGAAGAGGUCCAGGCAUGACAGGACCAGGAUCAGAUAUGAGAGGGGGUCCAGAUAUGGGUAAUGACUGGAGGCAGCCAAACCUCAGGGGUAAUAUGAGAGGGUUAAACAUGAAAGAACCUGGGGCUUAUAGGGGAGAUCCAAAUUUAGAGAACAUAAGAGGUUAUGAGAUGGAAGGUCUUGAUAGAAGAGGCCCCGGAUGUCCAGAUUUAAGUGAAGGUCCAGGGACUGAUGGACGGUUUUUAGAUUGUAGCGGGCAAGGAUCUGAAAGGCAAGGUAGAGACAUGGAAAGCCCUAGAACAGACAGACAUGGGUUUGAGCAUGAUUUUAGGACGAAAAGGAGGGGUUCAGACAUAAGAAGGCACAGGCUUGCUAGAACAGAUGUGAGGGGCUCAGCACCUGAAACCCCAGAUAUAAGACAUGGUCCUGAGAGGUGGGAUACAAACAAUGAGGGCCUAGGGUCACACCCAAGGAGAUCUGAGCCAGCAUCACCUAAUUUCAAUAGUCCUCAUCAGGUUGCCAGAUCUCAAGGCUCUAGUGAUCCACAUUCUGCAUCAUAUAGUGGGCCCCUAGGUCCAGGUUUUGACAACCCACAAAAUCAGCAAGCAGUAAAACCCCAGAGACACAGAGCUGCCUUACUUCCCACUCCAACAGAAGGUCUCAUACGCUUCCCAAAUCAUAUGAUCAACAAUCCUGAUGUCUUCAGUCCAAAACGUAAACAAAUGGGUCACCCAACAGACAGGGAGUGGAAUAGAGGUAGACCACUAAGUCGGGAAAGAGACUUGGUCAAAAGGCAAAGACUGGAGCAGGAGCAAAGUCCUGUUGGUAAAAUACGGGCACCUGUAGAUGCAUGCACUGAGGGUGGAAGAGAACAAAAGAAAGAGGUCAGUGAAUCUAAAAUCAAUCCAAGCAUGGACAAUGAUGAAAAUAAAAGCAACGUCAAGCAAAGUUAGGUGCCCUCAUGGACCCCUCAGUACAGUAAGGCUUCUAAAUGCUUAGUAUCAUCAUGUUGAGUAAAUACUCAUUCAUUGUAUUUUUCUGAAAGACAUUGACAGUGUGAAAAAAUAGACAUUAUGGUUUGAUGUAGAAGAUGUAUGCACAGAGGUAUUUAAGUUCAUUAUGUUCUUGUUUUUCUUGUAUUCAAAGUAGAUAUGUUUAUUUUUGUUUGUUAUUUGGUUAUGACUAAAUGGCUCUUAACUUUAUUUCAUCACUUGUAAAUUUAACUACUUGUGUACAUUUCUAGUUUAAAAUUGUCAGAAAGGUUUUGUACAGAAAAUGUACAGUUUUUGUUUCUUUGUUUUUUUAACAUAGCCAUAGUGCCAGUACAAUAUCCUUGAUCUGACUUUUAUGUUCUUCUGAUAAGAAAAGACUGGUUUCAUUGUUCUUAUAGAAUGCAAGAAGUCAAUAAAAUGAGACAUAUCUUUUUUAAA
This is a messenger RNA of Larimichthys crocea (large yellow croaker), 12349 nucleotides long. RefSeq lists its product as uncharacterized. Gene Ontology annotation, biological process: DNA-templated transcription. Gene Ontology annotation, cellular component: nucleus. Lineage: Eukaryota; Metazoa; Chordata; Actinopteri; Sciaenidae. Bases 401 to 11872 code for a protein of 3823 amino acids. The transcript is spliced from 17 exons. The record is from RefSeq and is a predicted model, not a curated record.